Messenger RNA from Perca fluviatilis (European perch), 5242 nucleotides. RefSeq names its product ADAM metallopeptidase domain 12b (gene adam12b). The coding region runs from base 542 to 3475 and encodes 977 amino acids. NCBI's taxonomy places the organism in Eukaryota, Metazoa, Chordata, Actinopteri, Perciformes, Percidae. The transcript is spliced from 24 exons. Gene Ontology annotation, biological process: proteolysis. The record is from RefSeq and is a predicted model, not a curated record. Gene Ontology annotation, molecular function: metalloendopeptidase activity.
CACACACACACACAAAAGCGCGCUAGCGUCCCCUCUGCACAUUUACGGGAAAAUGCCAACACAUAAUUUUUUUUACUUGUUAUCCAGCAGCGGGUUGCAUCUUUAAAGGACCCAGCGGAGCCUAAAGCGCACAUGGCGAAGUGUGGCUGCUCCGGUCCUGGAGGGGAUGGGUAUGGCAAGUCCGCUUCACUACUCUCCAACAUCCUCUCAUUCUGCCUCUUCUAUCGCUCCUUGCCAUACCCCUACCACAUGAGCAACAUUUAGCCAACACAUGUAUUUGUACGUUUUCCCCCAGACCGUUGCAUGCCAAACGUCUGGCGUAGGAAGGAAAAGUUUUGACAGCUUCUUUCUUGGUGUGACAGCCUUCCACAUUUCGUUGGAGUCUUGGUGGUGAAGCUUUUUCCACACACUACACCACUGUAAACUGCUUUGAUCUGUAUCUCCAUCCUGUUACCUGUGUGAAGUCUCUGGUCGUGCAGCUUAAAUAACGCACUCUGACCGGAGCGCUUUCUCCGACUUCACCUCACCGAGCCCGGGCAUCAUGAGAACCUGGAGGCGGCGGAAGAACUUUGCCUUUCUGCUCUUUGCUCUCCGCGUCUGGUGCCUGUCCACGGCGACGGAAAAUGCUGACAACACGCUUUACAAUACAAAGGAAGGAAGUAGUCCAGACAAGGCUAAACAGCGAGGGGAAGCAACCGAACCAGAACGCUAUGAGACCACAGUACCUCUGCUGCUGAAGGGCAAGGAGCGCAGACCUUUCUCCCAGCUCACGGCCGGGAGUUAUCCUCCGUCACUCCAGCUGCUGGUACGUGCAGAAGGUGAACAGUUGAUCCUGUUGCUGGAAAAAAAUGAGGGUCUUUUUGCAAGCCAUUACACUGAGACACAUUACCGGGAGGAUGGAAGUGCAGUCACCGGUGCUCACAACUUCACGAAUAACUGCUACUACCAUGGGAAAGUGCAAACGCAUCCAAACUCUGAUGUCACCCUCAGCACCUGCUCAAGCCUUCGAGGCUUCAUCGCGCUUGAAAACAAGACAUUUAUCAUUGAGCCGGUGUCUGGGCAUGACAACGGUGCCCACUUCAUCUAUCGAGUGGAAGAACUCACACUGACCCCAGGAGCCUGCGGCCACGGCUUCAACAUGUCCUCUGUUGCCCCUGAAAACCACAGCAAAAGCCCCUUUCAAUCCUUCCACACAAGGCAUAAAAGGCAGGCUCAGAAGACAACCAAGUACGUUGAGCUGAUCAUUGUUGCAGACAACAGAGAGUUUCAGAAACAGGGGAGGGAUGUGGAGAAGGUGAAACAGAGACUGGCAGAGAUAGCCAAUUACGUGGACAAGUUCUACAGGGCCCUGAACAUCCGGGUGGCCCUGGUGGGUCUGGAGGUGUGGAGUGACUCUGAUAAAUGUCCAAUCACCCAGGAUCCCUUCACCACCCUGCACGAGUUCCUAGAUUGGAGGAAAGUCAAACUGCUGCCGCAGAAACCUCACGACAAUGCUCAGCUCAUAAGCGGGGUUUACUUCCAGGGCACCACCAUUGGCAUGGCGCCCAUUAUGAGCAUGUGCACAGCUGAGCAGUCUGGCGGCAUUGUCAUGGAUCACUCUGAGAACCCACUGGGUGCAGCCGUGACUUUGGCACAUGAGCUUGGACACAAUUUUGGGAUGAACCACGACACCCCAGAGCGCGGCUGUGGCUGCAGGAUGACAGUUGACCGUGGAGGCUGCAUCAUGACCCCCUCCACAGGGUAUCCAUUCCCAACAGUGUUCAGUACAUGCAGUAAGAAGGACCUUGCUGCCAGUCUGGAGAAAGGUGUGGGCAUGUGUUUGGACAACAUGCCUGAGGUAAAGGUGCUUUACGGUGGCCAGAAGUGCGGCAACGGCUACGUGGAGGAGGGAGAAGAGUGUGACUGCGGGGAGCCAGAGGAAUGUAUGAACCCAUGCUGUAACGCCACCACAUGUACCCUCAAGGGAGACGCUGUGUGCGCCCACGGACAGUGCUGUGAAGACUGCAGGCUGAAACCAGCUGGCACCAUGUGUCGAGAUUCUAGUAACUCAUGUGACCUGCCAGAGUUUUGUACUGGUGCAAACCCUCACUGCCCAGCCAACGUUUAUCUGCAUGAUGGACAUGCCUGCCACAGCGUUGAAGGCUACUGCUACAAUGGCAUCUGCCAGACUCAUGAGCAACAAUGUAUCACCCUGUGGGGACCAGGAGCCAAGCCUGCCCCUGGGAUAUGCUUUGAGCGAGUCAACUCUGCAGGUGAUCCUUAUGGGAACUGUGGGAAGGACUCCAAAGGCUCCUUUGCCAAAUGUGAUGCAAGGGAUGCAAAAUGUGGUAAAAUUCAGUGCCAGGGAGGAGCCAACCGGCCAGUGAUCGGAACAAACGCCGUUUCCAUUGAAACCAACAUCCCGCUUCAAGAAGGAGGGCGUAUCCUGUGUCGAGGAACUCAUGUUUAUCUGGGCGAUGACAUGCCUGAUCCUGGGCUGGUUCUGGCUGGUACAAAGUGUGGAGACGGCAUGGUGUGCCUGAAUCGCGAGUGCCAGAAUGUCAGUGUCUUUGGUGUGCAUGAGUGCUCUGGGAAGUGCAAUGGACGUGGGGUGUGCAACAACAAGAUGAACUGCCACUGUGAAGCACACUGGGCCCCUCCGUUCUGUGGGAAAACAGGCUUCGGUGGGAGCAUCGACAGUGGGCCAAUGAGACUAGCAGAUGUGCGUGUGUGUGUAUUAAUGUGCGUGUUGUCAUAUAUGGCAUCAGCCGACAGUGUGGUCAUUACUGUGGCAAUCCUGGUUACCCUGGUCAGCCUUCUGGUAACCACCGUCAUCAUCUUUCUGAAGAGAAAGACUCUGCUGCGCCUCAUCUUCACCAAUAAGAAAAGCACCUUGGAGAAACUCAGAUCUGUGGAGGCCAACAGGCCAACCAGCCCCAUCAGGACUCAGUCCAUGUACAGGCCCACCCCACAGCGCAAGCCUCCACCCAAACCCUCUGCAGCCAACAUUUAUAAGCCAUCUCACCUAAGUGCAGAGCCUCUUCUGCCCCCACACAACUUCCACUCUCACAGCCUACGCAGGCUGCCCCUUUACCAGCCCUUACACAUCAGCCAGCCCAUGCCGGUGUCUCUGAGCGUGGGCCAGCCCACUCUGCCUCCUCUCCCAGCCCACCACAGGGUCCUGCCUGCCCACAAGUCCCUCUCACCACCUCGAGUGCCACCUUUUCUCAGUCUGCCUCGCCAGCAGUCAUCAUACAGAGUAGACCAGGACUUUGAGAAGCCCAGUCCACCUCAGAAACCCCUACCUGCAGAUCCACUAGGGAGGAGCUCUCAGCUGGGUCACAGUUUCACAGCCGGGGGGGUCCACAUCCCCGGAACUGGACCCCUCCCCAUACCUAUCCCCACUGUGCCCAGGCCUCCACCCACCAUCCCUUUACCCAGCAGACCUGUGCCGAUGUUGCCCUACAGACCACCAAAGACUCAUAAGGACUGCUGAGCUCUUGACAUCAUGGACGAGUAGAUCUCCUUCCAACAGACGGAGACUUUCUUGAUUUGCACUUAUUACUGAGACUCUGUAAGACCUUUUGGACAGUCGGAAGUAUCACAGAGUUUCCAAAGAAAGGGGGCUAACAUCACACCUCGGUGCUACGCUUCUAAAAGGUGCUUUGUUGCCCUCGCUCAGGUACCAAUCAACUAUUUAUGUAUUUAACUGCGAUAUUACCAGUUUGUGCACAGAGCACUCUGAUUAAGAGUGAUUUUUUUUUCCCCACGGAAAAGUUUAGAAAAGAAGAAACAUGGUGUAAUUUAGAAAAUUUCUUUUUCAUUAUUUGGUGAUUUUUUUAUACUUUUUUCUCAAAAAUCAAAAAUCUGAAAUAUAUGAUGUUUUUAUAACCAGUUAAGUUGCUUAAAUAAUUGAAGCGCAAAGACGUUUUGUUUUUGGACGAAAGGAUGAUAAAGGGAAAUGGAGCCCAAUUCUGCACAUUGUAGCUUUUACAUUUUUUUUUAUGAUGUAUUCAAUACCAAAUACGUCUUUUCUAUCCAUUUCGCCACAGUUCUACAAAGUAGAUACUAAUCAAAUCUUCUCUUUUUUUUUUUUUUUUUUUUUUAAAUACAGUGGACUCAUGUUAACCCCUCACACUGUUUUUAUUGUGGGAUUAAUCCGAUCCGCUCAUUUUACAGCCUCACAGUCAGGCUCUUUUAUUCCCUUAUAAGUUCACUUUUGCGGUGAAGUACUUAACAGGAAAAGUACUUUUUCACACAUUUCAGACUGGCUCUGACACACUGCUGUGAGCACGUGUUGGAUGCUCCACAUGUUCUCCUGAUACUGGCAGACACUGCAGAGUCUCAACAGAUUUGACAGACUGAUUGUGUUCCAGAGAAUUACACCAACACCAAAUAAUUCAACAUUAACUCUGGUGUUUGUAUGUUUAACGUUUACGCUCACUUUGUCCUUGAGUGCGCGAGCCAAGCAGGAUGACUUCAGUGCUGUGAGCUUUCCAAGCUCCUAUUCAACCUUGUCCAGCGAGAUAUUUUACCGUAUGUAUGUUUUUUUUGCCUUCAUAACAUUCCUUUUGGAUUUUGUAUGGUUUUCAUAUUCUUGAACUCUGAGAUUAUUCAUGCAUUCACAGCAUCGUUCAUUAGAUUCAGAGCUUGGCGUUGCACUUUAAGUUGCCACUUUUUAUGUUAUUUGUUGUUAACUUGCUGUUAUACAAGGAGGUAUUCAACUGGUAAAAACUUUACAGUGCAAUUCCUUUUCCUAUAUCAAAGUGUCCAAAUGUAGUCCUUGUCUUCUCACCACUGCAGAAUGGUUGAAGCCUGUAAAGCCCAGCAGAAGUGUGCAAGUAAUGCUUUUUCUUGUUUUAAAAGUGUUUAGAUGUGUUCAACAGUCAGUAACCGCUCUCCGCUGGAAACUAUUUGUUAGUGCUGUGUCGAUUAGUCGUUAAUUGUUUAUGCCAUUUGUAAAUCCUAAAUGUAUUAUGUUUAUUUGCAUAACUGUAUCAUGUUUAAAAACCAUUGUAAAGUGUAAAUAUUGUAUGUCAGUUAUCAUUUAUCUCCUUCUUGGUCCUUUUUUUUAAAUUUAUUUAUUGUUUUUUACAAGCACUUUGAGGUCGUGCCCCAUUUACACUGGGUGGUAAAAACAUGAUUUAGAAGAUUUCAACCUUUAACUUGUAGGCCAGAAACAGAGGUUUCAGGAUAACAUUUAAACUGAGAGAUUUUAUUUAUGAAAUCAAAGUCAAAUAAAAGUUCCUUCAUGACUGUUUAA